Messenger RNA from Pipra filicauda (Wire-tailed manakin), 3013 nucleotides. RefSeq names its product formin-F-like. The transcript has 17 exons. The coding region runs from base 131 to 2347 and encodes 738 amino acids. Lineage: Eukaryota; Metazoa; Chordata; Aves; Passeriformes; Pipridae. The record is from RefSeq and is a predicted model, not a curated record.
UUUCAUAAGAGAGAGAGAAGCAGAGAGAGAGAACGAGCAGCGUGGUGUGGAAAAGCAGGUGUGAUUCAUGAAUAAACUGUACUUUGCAACCCUGUAGGAUACUGAUGAAACAAAUAGAAUUUUCACAGACAUGGAUAAUACAAGAACACAAGACACUUUUUCACAGUUAAGCCAGGAAAAGAUCCUCAAAAUUAUGAACAUGGUGAAAAAUAAAGAAGUGAGCAUUGAGGGGGCUUUGCAUUUGGCACAGAAGGAGGUGUAUACUGAGAAGGAUUCCCAGGAUUUGUUGACUGGAUCACAAUUUAACUUCAUUAUCUACAAAUACAAACACUAUCGGUGGCAGAAGCGAAUUUUGCAGAUUGAUUUCAACACAAGGACCAUUUUUAACAUUGAAAAAGGAAUUAUUAAGAAACAGUUCCCUUUCUCUCAAGUCAAAGCCUGUGAAGACACUGAAAGGAGGCGCUUCAGCAUUGUGUUUCAUGGGCGACAAGAUUAUGAGCUGGAAGCUGUGUCUCUUGAUGAUAAAAGGAAGAUAAUAUACCUCCUGAGCAGAGUUUUACAGAGCAAUUCAUACAAGAGACCAGUGGAGUCCUGCUCUGGGAGACCUGCAGAAUGGGAUGUGAUACAUGAAGGGCUGCUGGAUUUGCAGCAGAACACUUUUGCAUCCACUGAAUGGGUGAAGUACUUGGUGCAACUACGUGAAGGAGAAUUGACUUUAUAUUGCAUAGGUCUGGGAGGAAAGAACAGGACUGCAGACCCUGGAGCAAACACAAUUAAUUUGUCAGGUGGGGAUGUGAGUGUCAGCAAGGAGAAUGGAUGCAGCACCUUUUCAGUUCAGACCAAAGAUCACAAUUAUUUGUUUCGAAUACCCUUUACUGUCCAAAACAGCAGGCCAGAGGAUGUUGGCAAGCUCCAGAAUGAAUGGGUGUCUCUCCUAGAAAGGUACUGUCAGCUGGGCCAGGGGGCCUCCCCGCCUCAGGAGGGAUCUCAAGGAUGCACCUCCCCUGAAGCUGAUUAUGAGGAAUUUAUUGUACCUCUGAAUGAACAGAAAGAGGAGACUCUGCACUUUGGUGUGAGUCCUGAAAGGACCAGUCUGAACAAGUCUCCAAGCCCCCAGACAAAGCCUGCAGAGGGGGAAGGAGGGCCAGCAUCACCAUCUCUUCCACUUCCCAUAAGUAGGGCAGAGGUACCACCAGCCCCUCCUGCCCUUCCACAGCCCUGCAGCCUCUCUCCAGCAGCAAAGAGAACCAAAGCCUUUCACUGGGAUGUUGUUCCUUCUGAUAAGAUUCACAAAUCUGUCUGGGGAUCACGUGACCCAUUUAAGAAGAAAAUUGAUGUAUCCAGGCUCUGUGAACAGUUCCAGAUCCAGGACACAGCAGUAUUUUCGGGCAAUGAGCCUUCAGUGAAUCAGCACAUCAUGUUAGACCGAAAAGUUGCACAUAACUUCAACAUUUUUCUUAAAAGUUUCCGUAUCAAACCAAGUGAGCUGAAAGAAAAACUGUACAUCAUACAUGAGGAGAGUGGUGGACUCACAGAUGAGCAGAUUACAGCACUGAGGAGAUACAUGCCAACAGCAAAAGAUGCAGAAAGGUACCAGUCAUUCAAGGGGUCGUGUUCAGAGCUGCACGUGGUUGACCAGUUUAUGUUAGAGAUGUGUAAAAUCCCUCACUUGGGCCAGAGGUUGGAUCUCCUGCUCACUGUUCGUGAGCUCCCUGAGAGCAUGAGAGAUUUGGAGCCUCUGAUAAACCAGAAGAUCCAAGCCAGUAAGCAGCUGCAAUCCAGCCAGAAGUUUGUUGCUGUUUUGGAGUACAUUUUAGCCAUUGGGAACCAUCUAAAUGAGAAGGCUGGAAAAGAGGUGGUGAAAGGAUUUCGAUUGUCAUCUUUGGCCAAAUUACCUCUGCUGAGGGGUAAAGAGAGGACGUUCACUUUGCUUCACGCCCUUGUGGAACAGAUCCUCUUACAUGAGCCUGAUCUGGCCACAUUUUCUCAGGAGUUGACAGAAUUUGAAGCUGUUCCUGAUGCUUCCAUGAAGGGACUCAGUGCUGAAGUUGAUGUUUUAAGAAAAGAAUUGGAAAACAUUAUUCAGUGCAGGAGGCUUAUUAAACCCAAGACAAUCAAGGCAACACCCCAGGAAUUACAGUUCUGCAAGGAACUAAAGGAUUUAAUUCAGAAAUAUGAAGGGGAUCUAUCCCAGCUGUCAAAAAGAUGUGAUGAAAUGAAGAAGCUUUAUAGCAACGUACUGGUAAAGUUUGGGGAGCCACAAGACCUGGACUCCCAAGAACUCUUUGGAUGGAUAUCUUCCUUCAUUAGUGAGUUUAGGAAGGCCUGUGCUGAAGUCACACCAUAAGGAGAACACAGACCUUAUAGAGAGGUGAGGGAAAGAGGAAUCCAGGAAACAAGAUUUAUUUGGUUUGUUACUUACUGAUAAAAACCACAUAACCAGUAUCUGUACAGCAGAACACCUGAUUUUGAGAGAUAUUCAGUUUAUAAUGUGUAAUUUGUAAGUGGUAUUUGUAGAAUCCCAGAUGACUUAAGAGCCUCUCUAUUAAUUUUUCUCAUGUACAUGUUAUAGUACCUUGAGAUUCCUGUAUAUUUAGAAAGGAAACACAUCUGACAUUUUAUAACUUCUCUUUUCAAUCUUCUCCUUUGAUACCCAGCCUUCUGACUCAGUUUUAACUAUUAUUUUCAAUGAGUAAGUUUCUAUAUGGUCUUCUGAUUUCUAAAUAAUACUUUCCCAAGUUUAAUAAUGAAAUGGGGAGCUGUUACCCACAGAGGAGACUAUUUAACCAAAAUUCUAGUUUGUUUUUAUGCUAUUAAAGCACUGAAGCCUUAGUAUGGAAUGGAGAAAGUAUCUGGCUAGGUGUUUUGUUUUGUAGUACAAUAAAAUGGUGCUUUUUAUGGCUAAUGUCAUGUAUUGGGAUAAAAUGCUACAGAAAUCAAUCAAUAUGUGAGAUUUGCAUUUGCAGGAAGACAAAAAUGUCAGAGAAGCAAAAUAAAAAGGUGUCACAAAGUA